AUGACGAGUUAUGUAAUCAUAUCAACUUGUUAUAAACUAAUCCCUUUCAAUAAACCUUCAACAUUCAUAUCAAUGAAUAAAGGUGAAAAAUAUUUUCAAUCAUUUGAAUCUAAUCAAAUUUAUACCAUACAAGGUAUAUUAAAUUGUAGUUUGAAUUAUUGUACAAUAUCCAAUAUAUUAACUAUAAAAAUUAUGAAUGCGGAUAAUUUAAAAUUUCCAUUCGAAUUAACAAAUUAUUAUACAUAUAUCAUAAUAACUUUAUUCACAUGGGAUAAUGAUCAUCAAUAUUGGAUUCUAUUAGAUGAUCAACAAAGAACAACUCAUUAUGUGAAUGGAUUCAAACCAAUAUGGAAUGAAUUAUUUAAUUUUCAUAUAAUACAAUCAAAAUUAGUUGAAAUAAAUUUAAGUAUUGAAUUAUAUAUAAAUGAUUCUAUUGGUCAAGAUAAAUGUAUUGGAUAUCUAGAUAUACUACUUAAUAAUAUUAAUACAAAUUUAUACUUUAAUCAAGAAUAUAGAUUUACAGAAAUGUUAAAAUUAUAUACAAGUAAUUUAUCGGAUUUAGGUGAAAUAUGUAUUGGUUUACAAUAUAAUAAUAAUAAUAAUAUUAAUAGUAAUAAUGAUGAUCCGUGUUGUCUUCAUAUUCGUUUAAUUGAAUUACGCAAUCUUAACCUUGAAAAUAUUAUUCAAUCAUCAAUAUCAUCAACUGAGAAUAAAGUUUAUGUUAUGGUUUAUAUAAUUCGUUAUAAUAAACUAAUUCAAUAUGAAAGGAUUAAAUCAUAUAAAGAUUUACAAAAUUUCUAUUUUAAUCAUACGAUGAAUGUCAAUUUAAACAAAAUUGAUCAUUUAAAAGAUGUACAAAUUUAUAUUCAAUUAUAUUAUAUUAAACAAAUAUUAGGUGAAAUAAAUAUUGGAUUACAAUAUCCACAUACAACAGGAUAUAAACAUUGGUUAGAAAUGUUUAAAAAUCCAUUGAAUAUGAAUAUCAUGUGGCAUAUUUGGAAUCCGACAUCAUCAUCAUCAUCACCAUAAUAUAUAUGUAUUUCAAUAGUUGAGAUCAUGAGUUAAUUGAAGUUAGAUCACUAUGGAAAACCUGGAAGUACUGAGUGGAUCCAGAGUUCUAAUCUCGAAAGGUGGAGUCGUAGAUGUACACUACUGAGGAGU
Schistosoma guineensis is the source of this 1161-nucleotide messenger RNA. The record is from the annotation of a GenBank genome assembly. Lineage: Eukaryota; Metazoa; Platyhelminthes; Trematoda; Strigeidida; Schistosomatidae.